CAUGGUCCAUAUAUAUAGUCUCCUCCAGGCUUCCUCUGGAUUUCCAUCCCAUUCGGAAAUAAAUCAAGAGAGAUCGAGAUGGCUGACCAGACCCAAGGUGCGGUCGACUCGCUGGUGGGCCUCCUGUCGACGGCUAUCAAGGAUGAGGCGAAGCUGCUGGGCAGCGUGGGCGACAUGCAGUUCAUCAAGGACGAAAUGGAGAGCAUGAACGGCUUCCUACUCCACCUCACCAAGACGGACGGACUCCGCGCCUGGAUGAAGCAGGUCCGCGACAUCGCCUACAUCGGCCAUGACUGCAUUGAGCUCUACAAGCGUGACUUCGCCGACCCGCUCGGCAAGGGCCCCUGGGCCAUCCUCCAAAACCUUCCCACGUAUAUCAGGAGCCUUCCGGCACGCCACCGCCUCGCCAACAGGAUCCGGGAACUUAAGGUCCGCGUGCUUGACGUUGGCAAGAGGCGGCAGCGCUACGACAUCAGCAUCCCUCAAGCAAAGGAGAGCCAGCUGCAGAGUCUGUCCGAGAGCCAAGGUAACCAAGAAGAGAUUAACAAGAUCAGACAAGAAUUUCUGCGUGUGUUAGCACUUGACAAGCAGCAGCAGGAGGAAGCUCCUACUUUUGAUGGGGCCAUUGAUCUCCUUCCUGAAGAUCUUAAAUCGGCAGGUACCACAGUACGUGGUGGCCUUGACGAACAGUCGCCAGCCACCACACGCAGGAUCUGCAUGGAGAUGCUCCUCUGCGCUCUUCGGGCUCAUAGAAAAGUCCGAACGGCCAAUACCAAGGAAGAACUGGAGAAACUAGCCAAGGCGCCGGACAGAACAGAUCUUCCAGCUCAAGUGAUGAUCUUCUGCUACAGCAUGUUGUCCAGGAGCUACAAGAGCUGCUUCCAAUACAUGUGUGCUUUCCGUGAUGAGAUCGCCAUCAGCAGGACGAGCUUGGUCAGGCGAUGGGUCGCCGAAGGCCUGGUGAAGAAACAAGAUGGUCGUUCUCUCGAGGAAGCAGCGGAGUUGUGCUUCCAAGAGCUCCUCUUCCGAGGCUUCCUUCUUCCUCACCACCGAGGCGAUGCGGGUAAGGUCAAGAGCUGCAAGAUUGACGACACUGUCUGGGAAUUUGCCUACCGUAUGUCUGCAAGUGAGAACUUCGUGAGCAGCCUGCCGACAUACCUCUCCUACCAGCUUCGCAUCCGAAAAUUUGUGAAAGAGCAAGAAAAAGAACUGGAGAAGAACCCACGACCACAGGAGGUGGACAGUCACCGUAGUAUUUGUGGGUUUCGUCGGAGGCCGCGGGAUGACACCAAGGCCAUGGAUGACAUGGUAAGCUUACUCGGAACUCUCCCCCAAGCUACCGGAAGCUUGGGGUGGUUCUCUGUGCGACUCUGCUCUGAAGAUGGAGAUGACAGAACAGCACUUAAUAAUUGCACCAAAAAUACUCCAGAGCCUGCAUAUCAGCGGCAUCAGCUUAGCGCAAACUGGGCUGCCUGGAUCCUCCAGCCCCAACUCUCCGAGAUUACACUGUGUAACACCUGGCUGUCAAAAGAAUCUCUGCAGAAGCUUGGGACCAAUCUCCCUCGUUUGUGCUGCCUUCGGCUCCGUCGCAACUCGUACAACGACUGCAAGCUCACCUUCAACAAGGAUGGGUUCAAGCCUCUCAAGUUCCUCAUCAUUCAGGGCGACAAGGUCACCACUGUCGAAUUUGAAGAAGAAGGAACAACCCCUCUGCUGGAGAAGAUCGUUUGGCGCAACAUGUCCCUCAACAACAGCGGCUCGUUUUCUGGAAUCUACCACCUUGCAGGGAAGCUGGAAGAGGUGGAGCUCAAGGGCCUCUUUGACGUCGGCUCCAUUGAAGCAUGGAGUGGAUGCAAAGUGAACUAUGACCUUGAGGUACCUGUUGCAUGCGUUGAUUAAUUCCCUCGGUCUCUAUUCUCUACUCGCUCGUCUGCCUGAAUAUGUAAUGUGUGUGAAUCUGUACGUGUGUGCCUGAAUAUGUGUGUGAAUCUGUACGUGUCUGCCUGAAUAUGUGUGUGAAUCUGUACGUGUCUGCCUGAAUGUUUGGAUCCUAAUUUGUAUUGCUAGUGUGUUUAUUUCUCCACCAUGAUCGAUUUGAUGUAAUCGAUCUCUUCCUCCAGUUGGUUUGUAUAUGAUAUUUGUACCAAUAUUACUUGCAUUAGCAGGUCUCA
Messenger RNA from Brachypodium distachyon (stiff brome), 2171 nucleotides. RefSeq lists its product as uncharacterized. The transcript has 4 exons. Lineage: Eukaryota; Viridiplantae; Streptophyta; Magnoliopsida; Poales; Poaceae. Gene Ontology annotation, biological process: defense response to other organism. The coding region runs from base 79 to 1899 and encodes 606 amino acids. The record is from RefSeq and is a predicted model, not a curated record.